UAAUGAUUUCUUGAUUUAGUGUGGGCCGCCUGCUCUACUCUCCUAAACAGUAGGUGGCGGUAACGCUCUUUUCAAUGAUGGUUGCAAUCUGACUCUAAACGCUGAAGUAGUCAAGCGUAGUUCCUGAAAUCUUACAGAAGCUAUCCAGCCGGCCCCUUUGCGACAAAAUAACGUAUAUUGACAUGGCAACAGAUAUGGCUUGCAUCGAUGUUUCUACUCAGGAUACUUAUGCUCCUCAUGGCCAAAAACAAGAGAAACUGCAACUUUCCACAACCUUAAGAAAGUAUUAUGCUUUCUGCAAGAGGAAGACAUUUGCCAAAUUUGUGGCAUCGAAGGAAAACCCAUGUUCCGAGGAAGCCGUUCGUCCAACAACCUGGCAUUGCUGUGGCCAAAGUUUCUAUGAACCCUCUUCAAUCCACAAGCAUGUGGCCAGGGCUCAUGAAUCUGAGAUUACGCAGUUAACAGAGUCAACGUUCGAGAACUUUCUCAGCCAGACUGAGAAAGACACAUUAUCGCAACAGCAAGUAAAAGUGAAAGAGACUGUAGAUAUUUCACUGUGGAUUCCUGACACCAGCCACAUCUCUGAUGACCAGCUACAGAAUGGUCCAGGUGAGGUUCUCCUAUACUACUGCUAUUGCCAGAUUACAGAUCCACAUCCUAUCUGUGCCUGGCAAAAGGCCCUGUGUGAGAAGCUCCACCUAACUGGCAAGGUGAGGGUGGCUACAGAGGGUAUCAAUGGCACAAUUGGCGGCACCAAAGUGGCGACUAACUCGUACAUCAAGGCAAUGCGUUCACAUCCAGUCUUUAAGAACAUGGAUCAGGAGGACUUCAAGACCAGCGAAGGGGGGGCAGGCUGUUUCCCUGACCUCAGGGUGGGUGUCUACAAGGAAAUCGUCCCCAUGGGAGUGGACCCUGAGGAAGUGUCCUACAGACUGGCAGGAAUCCACUUGGAACCGGAGGAAUUUCACAAAGAAGUGGAGGCCAUUCUGUCAAAAAGGGAUUCUUGCAAAGACACAAUACUGUUAGACUGCAGAAACUUCUACGAGAGUAAAAUAGGCCACUUCAGACAUUGUGUAGCCCCCAACAUUCGCAAGUUCAGCUACUUCCCUGACUACGUUGACCAGAACCUUGACCUCUUCAGAGACAAGAAUGUGCUCAUGUACUGCACUGGGGGCAUUCGCUGUGAACGUGGGUCAGCAUAUCUUCGCUCCAAGGAGGUGUGCAGGGAGGUGUACCAGCUGAAGGGAGGGAUUCAUAAGUACCUGGAGCGCUUCCCAGAGGGGUUUUAUCGAGGGAAACUGUUUGUGUUUGACCAACGCUAUGCAAUCUCCUCAAAUGGGGACGUUAUCUCAGAGUGCAGGUACUGCAGCUCACCCUGGGACCAUUACCAGCUGUGCACGACCACCUUCUGCUGCCAGCUAGUCCUUUCCUGCCCCACCUGCAGGCGGGGGGGGCUCACUUCCUGUUGUCCCACCUGCCAGAACAAAGGCCAGGGCCAGGAGCCCUCUUCCACACCGCACCAUAGAGAGGAGUGUGAGUGCACAGACGGACGCCCUAGGAUCCCCCAGGAUGUAUUGUGAUGCGACAGUUUUACAGUUAGAAAAUAAAUAUUUUUAAAUACA
Molecule: messenger RNA, 1622 nt
Organism: Osmerus eperlanus (European smelt)
Lineage: Eukaryota; Metazoa; Chordata; Actinopteri; Osmeriformes; Osmeridae
Product: thiosulfate sulfurtransferase/rhodanese-like domain-containing protein 2
Exons: 9
Coding region: 183-1580 (465 amino acids)
Source: RefSeq, a predicted model, not a curated record